Messenger RNA from Xiphophorus maculatus (southern platyfish), 1037 nucleotides. RefSeq names its product myelin-oligodendrocyte glycoprotein-like. The transcript is spliced from 4 exons. NCBI's taxonomy places the organism in Eukaryota, Metazoa, Chordata, Actinopteri, Cyprinodontiformes, Poeciliidae. The record is from RefSeq and is a predicted model, not a curated record. Bases 20 to 715 code for a protein of 231 amino acids.
UAAAAAGAAAGUCAGAAAUAUGCUCUUCAUCAGACUGGAACACAUCAUGAGAUAUUUUCUGGUUCUCUUCUGGCUGAUCAGUUUACUUCCCGUCUCAGAUCAAGGAAAAUAUCAUCUUGCUGGUCCUGAAGAGCCAAUAAAGGCACAAGUGGGAUCCAACGUUGUUCUACCAUGUUGGGUGAAGCCCCCGGUUAAUGUGAGAGAAGCUCUAGUCGAGUGGAAGUUCAACUCCAGUAAAACUGUUCACUUGUUUCGCAGCGAAGGUGAUGACCGAGAAUCUCAAGACAAAAGCUACAAAGAUCGAACUUAUCUCAACCAUGCAAUGCUUGAACUUGGUAACGUUUCCCUCAAGUUGUCCAACGUAACUAAGAACGAUGAAGGGAUUUACAGCUGCAUUGUUCGCCGUCUGCCUGGUCAUAAUAAGCCAGAAAAGAGACAUGUUACUCUGAUUGUUGUUGAUGGAAAAGAAAAUGAAAAUGCAGAAGGACAUUCUGGAGGACCUGAUCCUGGAGUUACUGUUGGAGUUGGUGUUGGAGCACUCAUCAUCCUCGCCUUCAUCACAUACUAUGUUGUACGUUGCCACAGAGGUGAACAAAGUAAGUCAGUCAUUGUCUUUGUCUUGCAGGAUUUUGGUGAAUUAAUGAUUCUCUCCAUAAAUGCAUAUUUCCAAUUGAUAGAAAAUAUAGUUUUUAAUAGUUUGCAAAAACUGAUCUGAAGCUGAAGAGAAGUAAAACUCAGAAACAUGGAGCUGUCUGGAUAAACAUGUAUAAGAAAAGUUAUGCAGUUUUCACAUAUUUAUCAAUAUCUGUUGGUGUUUGUCUGAAAUGAAAAGAAAAACAAGAAACCAAACUAUUAUGAGUAACUUUUUUCUGUUUUAGGUCUUUGUUGUUUAUUGUAGCCUUUCUGCCUGCCCAGGUUGAUGAAACAUUUUUACCAGACAAAAACUGUUAAGGAGAAUUAAAUAUUGUCACUCAUUUAUAUUGUUAAGCUAAAUAUUCACUGUUGUUUACUUUCUGUUGUGUACAGUUUUUCCAUGC